Molecule: messenger RNA, 4667 nt
Organism: Erinaceus europaeus (western European hedgehog)
Lineage: Eukaryota; Metazoa; Chordata; Mammalia; Eulipotyphla; Erinaceidae
Gene: C2H16orf95
Product: chromosome 2 C16orf95 homolog
Exons: 7
Coding region: 2305-3111 (268 amino acids)
Source: RefSeq, a predicted model, not a curated record
GAUCCUUGUGCACUGUAAUGUUUUGCUUAAGUGCGCCACUGCCUGGCCUGCGAAAGCAUAACUUUCUUUUCAAAUCUAUGGAUGGGCAUUUGAACCAUUUACAGUUUGGGGCUAACAGAAGAAGGUGUUGUAGAUAUUUUGUCUAUCUUCUGGAUAUGAGCUCCCAUUUGUCUUGUGUAUACCUAAAUGAGGCAUUUCCUGGUCAUGGUGUUUCUGUUUUGCUUUUGUAAAUGCCUGGGCUUUGUUAGGAAGUUUUCCAAUAUGGUUGUUUAAGCUCCACGAAUAAUGUAAAAGACUCUCGUUUCCACCCUCAACAUAAUUGGUAGUCAGUUCUUUUUAGUUUGUUUUUAAUUUUAUUAUCUUUAUUUAUUUACUGGAUACAGACAGCCAGAAAUCGAGAGGGAAGGGGGAUGGAUAGAGAGGGAGAGACACCUGCAGCACUGCUUCAUCAUCACUUGUGAAGCUUUCCCUCUGCAGGUGGAGACCAGGGACUCGAACCUGGGUCCUUGAACAUUGUAACAUGUGCACUCAACUGGCUGCACCACCACCUGGCCCCAGUUUUUUUUUUUUUUUGACUUAUUUAUUAACAAUAGAUAGAAUGAACUAGAGGAUUACUCUGGCACAAGUAAUGCUGGGGACUGAACUCAGGGUUUCAUGCUUUGAAGUCCAAGAUUUAGUCACUGUGAUACUUUCCAAGCUUCUUUUUUUUUUUUAAAUAUUUAUUCUCUUUUGUUGCCCUUGUUUUAUUGUUGUAGUUAUUAUUUUUAUUUUUUUAAUUAUUUAUUUAUUUUUUAAAAAGAUUUUAUUUAUUUAUUCAUGAAGAUAGAAGGAAAGAGACAGAAAGAACCAGAUGUCACUCUGGUACAUGUGCUGCCGGGGAUUGAACUCAGGACCUCAUGCUUGAGAAUCCAACACUUUAUCCACUGCGCCACCUCCCGGACCACUGUAGUUAUUAUUCUUGAUGUCAUCGUUGUUGGAUAGGACAGAGAGAAAUGGAGAGAGGAGGGGAAGACAGAGAGGGGGAGCGAAAGAUAAAGACACCUGCAGACCUGUUUCACUGCUUGUGAAGCGAGGCCCCUGCAGGUGGGGAGCUGGGGCCUCGAACCGAGAUCCUUAUUCCGGUCCUUGUGUUUUGCGCCACCUGCGCUUAACCUACUGCGCUACCGCCCAACUCCCUUCCCAGCUUUAUUAUCAGUCUUUUAGUAAAAAGGCGAAAGAUUUAUGCGAUCUGAAGAGAAACCAGAAUGUGUCAGUUCUUUUUUUUUUUUUUUUUUUUGUCCAGAGCACUGCUUAGCUCUGGCUUAUGGUGAUGCCGGAGACUGAACUGAUGAGCUAUUCUUGACAUGAAAUGGCAGCAAGAGUGUUGUAGUAGUGAGGGCAAGUUUGGGGAGUAGAGGGUGAAGUGCUAUAAUGAUAUGCUAUAGUGAUGUCCCAGUGGGCUCAGGAGAAAAUGAAGAUAGUGAAGCUAAGAGUACUACAAGGCAGGCAGAAACAAGUCAGCCAUAAAUAAACUGCUAGGCUAAUGAAAAGAUAACUGGAUAAUUUUGUGGCUAGCUACUAAGAGACUAAUGACAACAUUAUUCACAUACAUACACAGACAGCGUGGUGCUUGAAGUAUUUAGCAGCUAAUGUGGCAGGGGCACUGCCCAAUCAUAAGUGUGCCUGCUAGGAAAACAAGCAUGUGUAUACUGCCUGGAAGCUCUGCCUUACUCAUAGGUCUUGACCUUAGCAGUUAAAUAUUGGAGUCAGGCUGUCUGAGCAGUGCCUGAGCUCAUCCUCCUUGCUCCACGACAAGAACGAAGCGCAUCUGGACGCCACCCACUAGGGCUAGAGUGCUUUUGAUGGUUUGGGCAAAUGCCAAUAUUGAUUGAGAUCACUAAAUAUGGAAGUUCUGCAAAGUAAGAAACGAAAUACAAACUGGCGCUUGUGACAAACUUAAGGAGUAUGAAGAGGCAGAGAGGGCCUGGUUUUACAAAACGUUGUGAAUGCACAUUUCAUUUCCAUUUCAUCAACUGUCCUAAAUGCACAAUUAAGGUGGAGGAUGAAGGGACCAAGUUCCCAGGGCACUUCUCUCCCUGAUGAGCUGAGGUCAUCAACUUGCCGCCCCCAGUAGGCCUGGGGGUUUAAGAAACACACAGCGCCCUCAAAGUCGCCCCAGACAGGGUGGGCACGUUUAUCCUAGAACUCUGGACGCACAAUUGAACCCAAUUUCCAGAAAAAACGACCCGCUUUAUGUACAAGUGUAUCCUGAGCACUAAGGGGAUUGCCACAAGGAGCCGAAAAUAGUCGCUGCUCCCCGGGGCAAUGCCGAAUUGUCGCCCACUUGGGGAAAGCUCCCCACCUCCUCCCCACGUUCGGGGAAAGUGCCAGCUGGGACCUGUGUCGCCACCUCCUCUCCUUGCAGGGGACGCCCCGAGGGCCCGCAGGAUCCUCCAUCCGAGAAGGAAAAGCACACUUCAAACUUCUGAGAAAGAAGUAUGCCUCACAGAACAUUUGAUGUGCCCUGUCCCUGGCACCAUUCAUCCAAAGACCAUCUGCUGUGAAUGCCAGGCCAGAUUCAGGGGCCACUUGCCAGUGCUUAGGAGUGAAGCAACGCUGCCUUACUGGGUCCCUCUGUCGCUGAGACCUCGCAAGCAGAUCCAAAAGAUGAUCCGGUUUUACACUCCCCAGACCACCAAGGCGUGUCCCUGCUCUUGCCACCGCUUUGGGGGCCACCUCCCAAUGCCUCGGGAUCAGGCAGUGAUGCCCUACUGGGUGCCACCAGUCCUGAGGUUUACCAGGAAGGUAUUGAAAAGGCGGCAGACUUUGAAAGGCAUGCAAGAAGCCUCCCUGGAUUUGCGUUCCUGGUACAACCGCUGGCGGAUCUGCUGUGAUGGGCAUCUCCUCCUCAAGUGGCAGCAGCUUCAGGCUCUUCAACAAGAUGAGCUGCCUGCCCCAGGGUGGGGAAUGAACCCCCCGACUCCCUUCCUACCCAACAACCUCAACUUCCUGACCUUCUUCCAGGCUAUCCUGAAAGUCAUUGCAGUCAUUCGGGUUAUUGCUGGGGCUUGGUACCUGCACUACCAGUCCACUGCUCCUGUUGGCCACCCCCCCCCCCAUUUUAUUGGCUAGGACAGAGAGAAAUUGAGAGGGGAGGGGGAAAUAGAGAGGGGGACAGAAGGGAAGACACCUUCAGACCUGCUUCACUGCUUGUGAAGUGACCCUCCUGCAGGUGGGGAGCAGGAGGCUUGAGCUGGGAUCCUUGCUCAGGUCCUUGCACUUAUUACUAUGUGCGCUUAACCUGGUGUGCCACUGCCCGCCCCAAUAUCAAAUUUCACUUGACUCGGAUGUAUCACCUCUGGAAAGAACGAAGAAAGAAAUUAAAAAUGGGAAAUGAUCAGUAGAUAUCAGGGUAGGACCAAAUGACAAUUGGCUACAUGUUGAAUUGCCUCACAAAUUGGAAAAAAGGGGAGUUGGGUAGUAGAGCAGUGGUUUAAGCGCAUAUGGCACAAAGUGCAAGGACCAGUGUAAGGAUCCUGGUUCGAGCCCUUGGCUCCCCACCUGCAGGGAAGUCGCUUCACAGGUGUUGAAGCAGGUCUGUAGGUGUCUUUCUCUCACCCUCUCUGUCUUCCCCUCCUCUCUCCAUUUCUCUCUGUCCUAUCCAACAAUGACAACAACAAUAACUACAACAAUAAAAAAAGGGCAACAGGGAGUCCAUCGGUAGCGCAGUGGGUUAAGCGCACAUGGUACAAAGCGCAAGGACCAGCUUAAGCAUCCUGGUUGGAGCCCCAGCUCCCCACCUGCAGGGGAAUCGCUUCACAAGCGGUGAAGCAGGUCCGCAGGUGUCUGUCUUUCUCUCCUCCUCUCUGUCUUCCCCUCCUCUGUCCAUUUCUCUCUGUCCUAUCCAACAACAGUGACAUCAAUAAUAGCUACAACAAUAAAACAGAAGGGCAACAAAAUGGAAUAAAAUAAAUAAAUAUUAAAAAAAGUAAAAAAAAAGGGCAACAAAAGGGAAUAAAUAAAUAUUUUAAAAAAAUUGGAAAGAAGAAGGGGGAAGACCUGGGAGAGAUGGAAAAAGAAAAGAUGCCUGGCUCCAAUUCUAGAGACUGUGAAUAAAUUUACAUGGGGAGGGGACUAGACACACUACUGCUUUGAUUUUCAUUUACCCCAAAGUAUAAUAUUCAAGAUUGGUUUCCUUCAUGGAGAGUUUCCUGAUUCUAGGCCCCUGGAUACUGGUACUUCCCUGUAUCCCUUUCUUGUAUCACUCCUCAAGGAUGGAGCACACACGGAGAACCCAAAUGACGGUGGGAGUACUUCCACUGUCCACCCCCUGAGGCUCUCCAGCAGACCCUGCUCAGGGCUGCUUGGCUUAGCUUGGGGGGAUAAAUAGUUCCUAGUAACUGCCUUUCUCUUUGCUUUCCAGCCAUUUUUUUUGGGUUUGAAGUUGGACUCUUCAGCUACAGUCGAGAACAUCAGCAGAAAUGUCAGUCACAGUCAAGGUCUUUAACAAAGUCAUCAGAUCAGGAGGAGCCAGUCAUAGCCAUUGUUUUCUCAGAUCAUAUCAUUCACACCUAAGAUUCAGAUCCAGAUGACCAGUAGGGGGUUCUUAGUUGUUUCAAAGUUGCCAUAAGUGUGGGUAAAAUCCUGUUAUGAAUUUGUUCAAUAAAUGUUAUUUGUGAAACUCUAAA